Molecule: messenger RNA, 2954 nt
Organism: Fragaria vesca subsp. vesca
Lineage: Eukaryota; Viridiplantae; Streptophyta; Magnoliopsida; Rosales; Rosaceae
Product: alpha,alpha-trehalose-phosphate synthase [UDP-forming] 5-like
Exons: 3
Coding region: 1-2586 (861 amino acids)
Biological process (GO): trehalose biosynthetic process
Cellular component (GO): cytosol
Molecular function (GO): catalytic activity
Source: RefSeq, a predicted model, not a curated record
AUGGUUUCAAGAUCUUAUUCCAACUUACUUGACCUUACUUCUGGUGAUUCCCUCACUUUUGGCCGUGAGAAGAAGAGGUUCCCACGAGUGGCUACUGUUGCAGGAGUUCUGUCUGAGCUAGAUGAUGAUGCCAGUAACAAUAGCGUAGGCUCUGAUGCUCCUUCCUCCAUUUCUCAAGACAGGAUGAUCAUAGUAGGGAAUCAGCUUCCACUUCGUGCACAUCGAAGCGAUGAUGGGGAAUGGUGCUUUAGCUGGGAUGAGGAUUCACUACUCUUGCAACUCAAAGAUGGCCUUGGAGAAGAUGUUGAAGUUAUCUAUAUUGGUUGUCUAAAAGAAGAAAUCGAUCCAAGUGAGCAAGAUGAUGUAGCCCAAACUUUGCUGGAUACUUUUAAAUGUGUCCCUGCAUUUCUCCCUCCGGACCUUUUCAGUAAAUUUUAUCAUGGUUUCUGUAAGCAGCAUUUGUGGCCUUUGUUUCACUACAUGCUUCCUCUAUCACCUGAUCUUGGUGGAAGAUUUGAUCGAUCUCUGUGGCAAGCUUAUGUUUCUGUCAACAAGAUAUUUGCAGAUAAAGUGAUGGAAGUGAUUAGCCCAGAUGAAGAUUUUGUGUGGGUUCAUGACUACCAUUUGAUGGUUUUGCCAACAUUCUUGAGGAAGAGAUUUAAUAGGUUGAGGCUUGGAUUCUUUCUCCACAGUCCAUUCCCUUCGUCUGAGAUAUACAGGACACUUCCAGUCAGGGAUGAGCUUCUAAGAGCACUUCUAAAUUCUGACCUCAUUGGCUUUCAUACUUUUGAUUAUGCCAGGCACUUCCUUUCUUGUUGUAGUAGAAUGCUUGGCCUCUCAUAUCAAUCAAAACGGGGUUACAUUGGGCUUGAGUAUUAUGGCCGCACAGUAAGCAUUAAGAUUCUUCCUGUUGGGAUACAUAUAGGCCAGCUUCAAUCUGUGCUGGAUCUUCCAGAGACUGAAACUAAGGUUGCUGAGCUGCGAGAUCAAUUUAAGGGGAAAACUGUUUUGCUUGGGGUUGAUGACAUGGACAUCUUUAAAGGAAUUAGCUUGAAACUUUUAGCUAUGGAGCAAUUGCUUAUACAACAUCCUGAUAAGAGGGGUAAAGUUGUUCUUAUUCAAAUUGCUAACCCGGCAAGAGGCCGGGGGAAAGAUGUCCUGGAGGUCCAGUUAGAAACUGAUGCCACAGUAAAGAGGAUCAAUGAGACAUUUGGGAAGCAAGGAUAUAGUCCAGUGGUCUUGAUCGAUACCCCACUUCAGUUUUACGAGAGAAUUGCUUAUUAUGUUAUUGCAGAGUGUUGCCUUGUUACAGCAGUAAGGGAUGGGAUGAAUCUUAUACCCUAUGAGUACAUUAUAUGCCGCCAGGGAAAUGAGAAGCUGAAUGAGACUUUAGGACUAAACCUCACAACCCCAAAGAAAAGCAUGCUUGUGGUUUCUGAGUUUAUUGGGUGUUCCCCAUCACUAAGUGGAGCAAUUCGAGUUAACCCAUGGAACAUUGAUGCUGUAGCUGAGGCAAUGGAUUCUGCUCUUAUAAUCCCAGAAGGAGAAAAGCAGUUGCGGCAUGAGAAGCAUUAUAGGUAUGUUAGUACACAUGAUGUUGCUUAUUGGGCACGUAGCUUCCUGCAGGAUCUUGAAAGGGCAUGUAAAGAUCAUAUGAGGAGGAGAUGCUGGGGAAUUGGUUUUGGUUUAGGAUUCAGGGUAAUUGCUUUGGAUCCAAAUUUCAGAAAGCUUUCAGUUGAGCAUAUUGUUUCAGCUUACAAGAGGACAAAAUGUCGAGCAAUUCUCUUGGACUAUGAUGGCGCUAUGAUGCUGCCAGGUUCAAUUAUUACCACACCUAAUACAGAGGCUAUUGGAAUCUUGAACAGUCUGUGCAAUGACCCGAGGAAUGUUGUUUUUCUUGUUAGUGGGAAAGAGAGGAAAACUUUAACUGAAUGGUUUUCUUCUUGUGGGAAGCUUGGGAUUGCAGCAGAGCAUGGUUAUUUCGUAAGGUCAAAUCAUAACACCGAUUGGGAAACGUGCGUAUCUGUUCCAGAUUUUGAUUGGAAACAGAUUGUUGAACCAGUAAUGCAGUUAUAUACCGAAACAACUGAUGGGUCUAACAUAGAGGCCAAAGAAAGUGCUCUAGUUUGGAAUUACCAGUAUGCAGAUCCAGAUUUUGGCUUCUGUCAAGCUAAGGAGCUUCUGGAUCACCUGGAAAGUGUUCUUGCCAAUGAGCCAGUUUCUGUCAAAAGUGGCCAGCAUGUUGUAGAAGUUAAACCUCAGGGUGUGCACAAGGGCCUUGUGGCAGAACGUCUCCUCUUAACAAUGAAACAGAAGGCAAUGCUCCCAGACUUUGUUCUGUGCAUUGGGGAUGACAGGUCCGAUGAAGAUAUGUUUGAAGUGAUAAUGAGUGCAAGGGACUCUCUCUCUCCAGUGUCUGAAGUGUUUGCAUGCACUGUUGGUCGGAAGCCCAGCAAGGCCAAGUACUUCUUGGAAGACACAACUGAGAUUGUGAGAAUGUUACAGGUCCUUGCCAAUGCUUCAGAGCAGGCGGCUAGAAAUACUGCGCAACCUUCUCAACGAGUGGUUAUUGUAGAAAGUAAAUAGAUUAUUCAUUGUCUCUCCCUAUCUGUAAAACCUCCAACUUUCACAAAGAUAUUCAGAUGCUGGUAGUUCAGAGUUUUGGGUCAGAUCGAUGGUUUGGAAGUGUUCGUCUUUCUUAUCCAUCAGGUAAAAAUAAUUUUAUUGUGCCAAGUUGUUGCAAAGCUUUUGGUACUAGGAGUAGCAAAAUAGUAACGGUUAAAGCUGGUAUUUACAGGGUGUGUAUAUGAUAUUUCAUGUGUUAUUUGGUAUUUUGAUGUAAGUUGCAUAUGUAGCAACUUCAAAGUAGUUCAUGAUUUUAUAAUUCUGUUUCAACACUAUGAAUAUAUGUCUCGAUAAUCCAUGUCCGCCCGACGAAUAAAACAUGAAUUUAU